Molecule: messenger RNA, 1368 nt
Organism: Didymosphaeria variabile
Lineage: Eukaryota; Fungi; Ascomycota; Dothideomycetes; Pleosporales; Didymosphaeriaceae
Exons: 2
Coding region: 1-1368 (455 amino acids)
Source: RefSeq, a predicted model, not a curated record
AUGAUGCAGGUCAAGCCUGUGGUUACCGAAGAAGAACAUCGCCAUCAAACGGAUGCACCCGUAAAGGAGUCGAUAACAUCAGCUGAAGAAAAACAAAUCGACCAUCCUGACCAAGAUCGCUCCAAUGGGGUCCAAGAACAACAUGACGACAAAGAGGCUGCUACCGUUAGCGAGGCAGGGACGCCUAUAGAGGACGACGGAGACAUGAAAGAGGAAACGAAGACCAGUCGCCGGAAUAGUAGGCAACAGAAGAGGAGGAGUGCUCACAGAGGCGGAGAACACCAUGAAAUUGAUGUGGAGAAGAAGUUCCUGGAGCAAAUGGCGACAAAGGGUAAUACAAGCGCGAGCGAUCGAGAGCAUGAAGCUGGUACUCCAGCUGCGACACGUUCGCAAGAUGUCACGCGUGCGGAACAUCCUAAGCCUACCAAAAAUGAAGAUCACGCGGACCCUCAGCCCAAGAAACCUAACGGCGAAAACGGCCCACCAUCUGAGGCCAUUGCAAAAACUGCGCACACGAAGCCUGUAGAUGAAAAAAGGCCGGAUCAGAGAACUAGAAACAAAGAGAAGGCGCGUCAGGAGGCUGAGGCGAAGAAGCUGGAACCUGAGGGCUCCAAUCAAGUGAUCUUUGGGGCGGGUGCAAAAACAGCAGGUGAUAAUACGGCAAGUAUGGCUACGGAAGCUGGUAGGGAAAAACCGAAGCAGCAUCGUGGAGGGCAGAAGGGGAAACACAGCAAGGAUAUCUAUCGUGAACAGCACGGCCUGCCGCCUUUCAAGAAAGAUGUUCCCGCUGACCCAUCUGGGAAUUUAAAAGGCACUGCAGGGACUCAAAUCGGCAUUGAGGACCAAAGUCGCGCUGUGAAUGGUGGUAAAAAUGACGGUAAUGGCGGUAGCAACGGGCUUGAUAGUGGAAUUGGCGGACAAAGUGUGGAUGUACCUCCCGCCAAGAAAGUAAGAGGUGGUGGACCUCGCAAACGAGAGGACUUUGAGACAUUUGAAGAGUUCGAGCAGUAUCAGCGAAAUAGAGCGGAGAAGAGUAAGGAGCAAGCAGCUCUGAGAGAGAGAGCUGAGGCGCGUAAACCGCAAGCAGCUCUUGAAGAGACUGGAAAGGCGGAUGAACGAUCGACAGACAGUACCCAACCAAUCGCUGGUCCAUCUCAGCCCAAGCCCAAGCAGGAACAGGGUACUCAAGCUGCUGCUUCAUCUGAUCUUCAAUCAGGAAGGAUACCGUCAGCUGGAGGUGAAGAAGAAGAGCACGGUGAACCUAAGGGAGACGAGCGAAAGGGAGACAAGCGAAAAGGAGACGAGCAAAGUAGUAAAAAAGCAUCCAGGAAAGGUAAAAAGCAGGCUAAAAAGAAGAAGGGGAGGUGA